AGUACGCUGAGGACGUAGACAGUCGUCACAGCGCAUGAGCGGCCCGGCCAGUCCAAGCGUCGCUUGCAGUAGACACGCACGCCGCGCCGCGCACCCAUGCAACGUCGAGACCCCCUAAUAAACCAAGGGUUUAAACCCCGCUAUGGAUAAUUUUAUAACUAAACAUAUUUGUUUAUAGUGUGUGGGAAUUAUAGUGACUUGACUUUAUUAUUAAAACUUGUGAAGAUGAGACAAAACGACGAUCUUCCUGAAAGGAUAGCCCAAUUCAAGGCUGAUCCUGAAAAACUACGACAGGCCAAUGAGUUUGUAGACCAACUUAUACAGCAAGCUAAAAAAGAGGCAGAGCUUAAACAAAAACAGAAAGAGCGAAGUAAAUUCGAAUCACAAGACACGGACUCUGGUAACCUGAAGCGGCGGUUGGGCCGCGCGCGGGGCCUCGUGCUCCGUAUGUUUGACGCCCUCUGCAACUGCACACAAACCGCUGCGGCUGCUGCCCGCACUACCGCCCGCAACAACCCGUUCACUAAACGUUAAUCAUGUUACUUGAAUAGCUGGGCCGCACGCGGGGCCUCGUGAUCCGUAUGUUCGACGCCCUCUGCACACAAAAAGCCACAGUCACCGCCAGCACUACUGCCUGAAAGAACCCUUUUAUUAAACACCAUUCUUGUAACCUGAAAUGCUGGCGCGCGGGGGCCUCGUAAUCUUUCAAUUUCACGCAAACCGGCGUGGUUUCCCGCACCACAAAUUCUUUAGAUACUACCAUUUAGGUACUUAAUCUAGCAAUAAAAAUAAAAACACUUCCACUAACCAAGAGUUCGUUCAAGUUGGAGAAUGUUUAAAAGUUUCGAACAGUCUUCGGAAAUAUCUGAAAAUGUUUAAAGAUAAAACUAUUUAAUUUUCAACCCCUCUAGCCCUCUACACAUCUAACAGUGAAAGAAGACAUGAAUUAUUAACCCAUUUAAAGCCUUAGAAGUCAUGAGCAACAAUAUGUUGUACACGAGGGCUGCAUUCCAACGUUCGAGACCAAUCAGUGGCGGAUUUGCAGUGUUGGCCGCCCUAGGCCCCAGGCCUCGUAGUAACUACUAGCCGCCCCUUUCUCAGCACUCAUCUUACUCAUCUAGCUUGCUGCCACCCCUAACGUCUUGCGCCCUAGGCCCGCGCCUACUUGCCCUUAGGGCAAAUCCGCCACUGAGUCCAAUCAUUAUUUAUCACCAUCAGAAACUUGCAUUUCGGGAACCCGGAUUUAGGGUCGGGCCAUAAAUACAUAGAUUAAAAAUAUAGAUAAACAGAUCUUGUCACUAGAAAAAGGCGGCAAAUUAAAAAAAUGUAGGCGCGAAGGGAUAUCGUCCCAUAGAAAAUUUUAAUUUCGCGCCUUUUUCUACUGACAAGAUUUGCUUGACCAACUAUAAACACAUUAAAUCACAUGUACAAUCGGAUCUAUCGCGAAUUUAUUUCGUUACCUUUAUUUACUGACGUUUCGAUUUCGACACAGGUUUCACUGGUCGUGGUCGUGGCUAACUGACGUCCCAGCAAAAGACCACCGAAGAGCGAUAGACGCGAUUGUAAAUGUGAUUUAAUAUGUUGACUAUAGUAGGUACAUACCUUUAUUCUUUAUUAUGUAGUUUAUGUGCCCUGCCGCCACCAAUCCUACUAACAAUGUGUCGGGUCAUUGGUUUGAGAAAGUCUUUGGAGUUAAUUAACUCUGGCUUAAUGACUUUUUGAACACAAACAGCUCCUAAUGGAAUCUGAAAUACUUAGAAAUGAUUUCGAGUAAAUUACGCUGCUAUGUUACCGACUUUAUAUAAAUACUUUAUAUUCUAAUGAAAUAUGAUCAGAGGGCCUACCGCGAACACCGAAGUUCGUAAAUUGCGGGCAUCUUUCUCUGUCACUCUAGUUACGG
This is a messenger RNA of Cydia strobilella, 1900 nucleotides long. RefSeq lists its product as uncharacterized. The record is from RefSeq and is a predicted model, not a curated record. The transcript has 3 exons. Bases 226 to 534 code for a protein of 102 amino acids. Lineage: Eukaryota; Metazoa; Arthropoda; Insecta; Lepidoptera; Tortricidae.